Messenger RNA from Saccharomyces paradoxus, 4956 nucleotides. RefSeq names its product Nup188p (gene NUP188). Gene Ontology annotation, biological process: RNA export from nucleus; protein import into nucleus. Bases 1 to 4956 code for a protein of 1651 amino acids. Gene Ontology annotation, molecular function: structural constituent of nuclear pore. Gene Ontology annotation, cellular component: nuclear pore inner ring. The transcript has a single exon. NCBI's taxonomy places the organism in Eukaryota, Fungi, Ascomycota, Saccharomycetes, Saccharomycetales, Saccharomycetaceae. The record is from RefSeq and is a predicted model, not a curated record.
AUGGCUACACAUUCAAUUCGGAAUUCCUCUCCGCAAUUGUCCUUCACUCAUGUUGCUAAUUUUAUCAACGAUGCUGUUGCUGAUAUUUCCGCUGUGGAUGCCAGUCAAUUGGCCGAAAUAAGACAGUUUUUGAAGGCUAAUAAGGCAAAUCUUAUUAAGGACCUGGAAACGGUAAAGGAGCAUGGGACUUCCUCUGGCGGCGACAACAAGUUACGCUUUACAAUUGCAAACAUAUUACAAAUAAACGUCGAUGAUGAUCCCUUCUUUGCUCAAUUUGAGGACCCUUGUCGUGCUGCGCAAUUCUUUAUUUCUGAGAGAUCUUCAAGACUCCACAUAUUAUACUCGCUUCUCGUUAACCCGGACAUUGACCUCGAUACAUAUUCCUUUAUUGACAAUGAUAGAUUCAACAUAGCAGCGAAAUUAAUCUCUUUAAUAUCAUCUGUAAUGCAGGACUACGACACGAUCACAGCUUCAGGCUUAGCACAGGGCUAUAACAACGAUGAAGACACUUUUACAAUUGUUUCGUUGGUGCAACUGAAAAAAUUUUCUGAUUUGAAGUUUGUCUUGCAAAUAUUGCAAAUUUUGAAUUUAAUGAUCCUGAAUACAAAAGUACCUAUAAAUAUCGUCAAUCAAUGGUUCCUACAGUAUCAAAAUCAUUUUGUUGAAUUUUGCAGAAAUAUAAAUUCUACGGACAAGACUAUAGAUACUUCGUCAUUACAAUUGUAUAAGUUUCAGAAUUUCCAAGACCUCAGCUACCUCUCAGAAACACUUGUUUCCAGAAUAUCAUCUUUAUUUACAAUCACAACUGCAUUGAUACUUGGGUUGAACACUUCAAUUGCACAAUUUGAUCUUCAGUCACCCUUGUACAUGGAUUCAAAGACUUUCCACAUUGUCAAUGCCGCUCUGGAAAAUGAUAUAGCAACCAAUAUCGUCAAUGAGGAUCCCGUUUUCCACCCAAUGAUCCAUUACUCUUGGUCGUUCAUACUCUACUAUAGGCAAGCAUUACAAUCGUCUGAAUCAUUUGACGAUUCAGACACAACGAAGUUUGCUCUAUUUGCUGAAUCACAUGACAUUUUCCAAGAAUUGAUUACUCUGUCAGAAGUCUUAUCCUUUGACCCCAUUUACACCACAGUAGUAACAGUAUUUUUGGAGUUUUCUUUAAACUUUAUUCCCAUAACUGCAUCUACUUCUCGUGUUUUCGCCAAGAUAAUUUCAAAGGCUCCAGAGCAGUUUAUUGAAAAUUUCUUAACGAAUGACACUUUUGAAGACAAAUUGAGCAUUAUAAAGGCUAAACUACCCCUAUUAAACGAAUCACUCAUCCCUUUAAUUAAUUUGGCCUUAAUCGAUACCGAAUUUGCCAAUUUCGAAUUAAAAGAUAUAUGUUCAUUUGCUAUCACAAAAAGCAGUCUGAACGAUCUAGAUUAUGAUUUAAUAGCUGAUACGAUAACAAACCCUUCUUCGUCCUCAGACAUCAUCAUACCUGAUUUGAUAGAGUUGAAGUCCGAUUUGCUAGUGACACCACCCUUAGAGAGAGAAAACUCUAAUUGCCUCUUGUCAAUACCGAAGUCAACAAAGGCAAAGAUUCUAACUAUCAAACGACAACAACAACAAAGUGCACAGCAGCCACCUACUGCUUCCAAUUUGGUUAUUUUCCUUUACAAAUACAACGGUUGGUCUUUGGUCGGCAGAAUAUUGCAAAAUCUAUUACAUUCGUACAUGGAAAAGGGCACGCAACUGGAUGACUUACAACAUGAAUUGAUGAUAUCCAUAAUCGGAUUAGUUACUAAUGUCGUCGAUCCUAAAACCCCAAUUGAAAAAUCUAGCGAAAUUCUGUCAUAUUUGUCAAACUCUCUAGACACUUCAACCAGUACUAUAAAUGGCGCGUCAAUUAUCCAAGUAAUCUUCGAGAUUUUUGAAAUAUCACUGCAGAGAAAAGAUUAUGCUUCAAUUGUACAAUGCUGCGAGUUUAUGACUAUGCUGACACCAAAUUACCUUCAUCUAGUCUCUUCUUAUUUGAACAAAUCGGAAUUAUUAGACAAAUAUGGCAAGACUGGUCUUUCCAAUAUGAUUCUUGGUUCGAUUGAAUUAUCCACAGGGGAUUAUACAUUCACUAUCCAGUUGCUCAAACUAACAAAAGUCUUUAUUCGAGAAUCUCUAUCAUUGAAAAAUAGCCAUGUUUCCAAAAGAAGUAAAAUAGAUAUUAUUAAUAAGUUGACUCUACAUGCGGUUCAUGUCUUUGAGAGUUAUUACAAUUGGAAGUUCAACAAUUUCUUACAGAAAUUCGAAAUUGGCUUCCAUUUGACUUCAAUUUUCUAUGAUGUACUUCAUGACGUUUUCACCAUAAAUCCAUAUCAAAAGAACCAAUUGAUUACUUCCUCCUCAGCAAAAAAAUUGUUGCAAUUAUUUUUAACUCCCAUGGAUUCUAUCGAUUUGGCUCCGAAUACUUUGAUGAAUAUUCUUGUUUCACCUUUGGAUACCACAACAAAAAUCUUAGGCGAUAAAAUUUUGGGAAAUUUAUAUACGAAGGUAAUGAGCAAUUCCUUUAAGUUGUGUAAGCUUUUGAUCUCUAUUCGAGGUAGCAACCACGAUUUAAAGCCAAGUAACUUGGAAAAAUUGCUUUUCAUAAAUUCAUCAAAAUUGGUUGACGUUUAUACUUUACCAAGUUAUGUUCACUUCAAAGUGCAAAUCAUAGAGCUAUUAAGCUAUUUGGUGGAGGCUCCUUGGAAUGACGAUUAUCCGUUUUUGUUGUCCUUCCUUGGUGAAAGAAAAUCGAUGACAUUUUUGAAAGAAGUCCUGUCGGACUUGAGUUCUCCAGUGCAAAACUGGGAUCUCCUGCGGAGUUUGUACAUUUUUUUCACAACUUUAUUGGAAAGUAAGCAGGAUGGGUUAUCUAUCCUUUUCUUAACAGGUCAAUUUGCAUCUAGUAAAAAAAAUAAUGACGAAGCCUCCAUUGACAAGAAAAAUUCAAUAUUAACUGUUUUGCAAAAGAAUUCCCUACUGUUAGAUUCAAUGCCUGAAGAAGUAAGUUGUAAGUUAUUAGAAACAAUAACAUAUGUUUUAAACACCUGGACAAAUUCUAAAAUCUUUAUAAAAGAUGUUAAAUUUGUGGAUUCCUUAUUGAAUAAGUUGAAGAACUCCAAAACUUUAUUCCAAAAAAAAGAGAGCUUGACACGUAAUGGAACUGUCUCUUUGAUCAAGAAAUACAAAUUGGUUUCAAGAAUUGUCGAAAUAUUUGCAUUGUAUAUUUAUAACUCAACUGAUUCAAACUCGAAAAUUUUAAAAUUUUUGAACCAGGAAGACUUAUUUGAAUUAGCCCAUCACUUCUUCCAAAUUGAUGGGUUCAAUAAAACGUUUCACGAUGAAUUGAAUCUAAAAUUUAGAGAGAAAUGGCCCAGUUUAGAGCUUCAGUCGUUCCAAAAGAUCCCCUUAUCCAGAAUAAACGAGAACGAGAAUUUCGGUUAUGAUAUUCCCUUAUUAGAUGUAGUUUUAAAAACUGACCGUAACUGGUACAAACCAACUACUGGUGAAACAAAUUUUAAGGAGGAAAUAACUGAUGCUUCAUUAAAUCUACAAUACGUCAAUUAUGAAAUAUCUACCGCAAAAGCUUGGGGCGCGCUAAUCACCACGUUUGUAAAGAGGAACACUACGCCGUUAAAUGAUGGUUUCGUUGAUUUGGUAGAACAUUUCCUAAAGCUAAAUAUUGAUUUCACUUCAGAUAAACAAAUGUUUACCCAAAUAUAUCUGGAGAGAAUCGAAUUGUCGUUUUACAUUUUAUAUUCAUUCAAAUUGUCAAGAAAGUCACUGAAGGAGACAAAGAUAAUUGAACUAAUGAACAAGAUUUUUACAGUUUUUAAAUCUGAUGAGGUUGAUUUUAUUAAAAAUAUUGGUAACUCAUCAAAAAAUAACUUUUAUAGGCCUCUUUUAAGGUCUGUUUUAAUUCUUCUCGAACUAGUCUCGUCAGGAGAUCGUUUCAUCGAAUUAGUAUCUGAUCAACUAUUGGAAUUUUUUGAAUUAGCAUUCAGUAAGGGUGUUUAUUUGAUACUGUCCGAAAUAUUAUGUCAGAUCAAUAAAUGUUCCACGAAGGGUUUAAGUGCAGAUCAUGCUACCCAAUUUAUCAAUUUGGAGGAUAAUACUCAGGAUUUACUGUUAUUAUUAUCACUGUUCAAAAGAAUUACCAAGUUGAAUCCUUCUAAAAAUUUCAAUGUUAUUCUAGCAUCAUCUUUAAAGGAAGUCGGAACUCUCAAAGUUAUAUUGAACCUAUAUUCAAGCGCACAUUUGGUAAGAAUUAAUGAUGAACCAAUUCUUGGGCAAAUUACUCUGACUUUCAUCUCUGAGUUGUGUUCAAUUGAGCAAAUUGCUGCAAAACUCAUCAAUAGCGGAUUGUAUAGUGUUCUGUUGGAAAGUCCAUUAUCUGUUGCAAUACAGCAAGGUGAUAUCAAGCCUGAAUUUUCACCUAGAUUGCACAACAUUUGGAGCAACGGUUUAUUAUCCAUUGUUCUAUUCUUAUUGAGUCAAUUUGGUAUCAAGGUUUUACCUGAGACAUGCCUCUUUGUUUCCUAUUUUGGAAAACAAAUAAGAUCCACAAUAUAUAAUUGGGGCGAUAACAAGUUAGCAGUAUCAAGUUCAUUGAUAAAGGAAACCAAUCAAUUGGUUUUGUUGCAGAAAAUGCUAAACUUGCUAAAUUAUCAAGAAUUGUUCAUCCAGCCUAAAAACUCCGAUGACGAAGAAGAAGCUGUGGAGUUGGUUAUUGGUUUAGAUUCUGAACAUGAUAAAAAAAAGUUAAGUGCCGCAUUAAGCAAGUUUCUAACGCAUCCAAAAUACCUGAAUUCAAGAAUAAUACCUACGACUUUAGAAGAGCAACAACAUUUGGAAGAUGAAUCAAGGAGAUUGGAGUUCGUCAAGGGUAUAAGUAGAGACAUUAAAACGUUGCAAGAUUCACUAUUCAAGGACGUCUGA